Hylaeus volcanicus is the source of this 1935-nucleotide messenger RNA. Its product is annotated as organic cation transporter protein-like. The coding region runs from base 1 to 1935 and encodes 644 amino acids. The record is from RefSeq and is a predicted model, not a curated record. The transcript is spliced from 6 exons. Gene Ontology annotation, molecular function: transmembrane transporter activity. Lineage: Eukaryota; Metazoa; Arthropoda; Insecta; Hymenoptera; Colletidae. Gene Ontology annotation, biological process: transmembrane transport. Gene Ontology annotation, cellular component: membrane.
AUGAAGGCGACUCAACUUUUCGUGCAGGCGAACGAAGCCGUGACCCUCGACGAUGUGUUGAUUUAUCUGGACGAGUUUGGUACAUACCAAAGGUACCUUUUUUGCAUACUGACGGUCUUCAGCGUGUUCCUGAUCUUCGUGUACUUCACGCAAGCCUUCCUCACCAUCCUGCCCAACGAGUACUGGUGCAAACUUCCGGAGGUGGAGGGGGUGUCCAACGAGAAAUUGAAGAAGAUCAUGAUACCGAGCUCGAAAGUGGUCCCUUACGAGGGCCAUCAGUUAUCCUACUCGAGGUGCUGGAUGUACGAUUUGCCAGUGGAGCAGGCUCUGGCUCUGAACAAACCCGACGAAAGUUGGCCGUUGAAGAGGUGCAACACCUGGGAAUUCAAGCUCAGCCGAUCGGACGUGCCCUACAUGUCUGUCGCCGCAGAAAAGAAUUGGGUCUGCGAAGAGGAGUACAAAGCCACCCUGGCCCAGAGCAUCUUCUUCGUGGGCUCGGUAGCUGGCAGCUUCGCUUUCGGUUGGCUAGCGGACAAAUACGGUCGAAUACCAGCCCUAGUCGGCACGAACUUGUUAGGCUUCAUUGGUGGCGUCAGCACCGUGUACAUCGACCACUUCUGGCAGUUCUGCAUCUGCAGGUUCGCCGUUGGCAUGGCCUACGACAACACCUUCGUGAUCGCUUACAUCCUCGUUCUGGAGUACGUCGGGCCCAGAUGGCGUUCCUUCACUGCCAACAUGUCCUACGGAAUAUUCUUCACCGUCGGUGGAGUCUGUUUGCCAUGGAUGGCUCACGGGAUCGCCAACUGGAGGAGCUUCUCGUUGCUGACGUCCAUUCCUCUCGCCUCUGUCGUUCUCGCUCCGUUCUUUCUUCCUGAAAGCGUCAGGUGGCUGAUCAGCACAGGCCAGAUCGAGAAGGCGUUGAAGAUCAUCACCAGAAUCGAAAAGAUAAACGACUCGCAAAUACCAGACGAAGUCUACAAGGAGUUCCUCGACGACUGCAUCGAAACCGCCGACACGUUGGCUGCGGAGGACCAUACGGUGUUCGAUCUCUUCAAGACCACCCGCCUGAGAAAAAUGAUGCUCCUACUGACGGCGUCCUGGGGCCUCAUCCAGAUGGCCUACGACGCCCACAUCAGGAGCCUGAACACCAUAGGCUUGGACAUGUUCACCUCGUUCACGAUCGCCUCCGCGACCGAACUACCAGCCAUGCUCCUGGUCACCUCGGUCCUGGACAUCCUAGGUCGAAGAUGGACCCUCUUCGGCUCCGUCAUCAUCUCGGGGCUCUUUAGUUUCUUCGCGGCCAGCGUGGCUCUCGGGGUCGGCUUCACCACGUUGGCUAUGUGCAGUCGGUUCUUCAUCAACGUGGCCUCGAACAUAGCCAUGCAAUACGCGGCGGAACUUCUGCCGACGGUGAUCAGAGCCGAAGGGGUGGCCUUCAUCCACGUGAUGGGGUACGUCACCUCCGUCAUCAGCCCCUUCAUCGCCUUCUCCCACAAAGCGAGGUACAACCUGCCGAUGAUACUUCUGGGAACCACGUGCUUCGUCUGUGGGCUCGUCUGUCUCUUUCUCCCGGAAACGUUGAUGGAACAGCUGCCCCAGACUCUGCUGGAGGGGGAGCUGUUCGGGAUCGACCAGAAAUUCUGGGAAACCCCGUUCACGAGGAAGGAGCCCCUGGAGCCGAUAGGGCACCACUUGCACGCGAAACGGCCGGCGUUGCGGCCGGCGAUAUUGCGCAGCACCAUGAUUUCCGGUUACGUGGGCAACGAAAGCAGGAUACUGUCUACCCAAGAAAAGGCUGCCCUAGCCUCCGAUAGGCUCGCAGACACCGACUCGUCCACGUCUGUCUCGCCUCAAGAUUAUCUCGAGCAACUUAGGCGAGAGGCCAGCGUGACCGACGACUUCGCAAACGAGACUCGCGAGGACAACCAAAAAUAG